Molecule: messenger RNA, 2506 nt
Organism: Vigna angularis (adzuki bean)
Lineage: Eukaryota; Viridiplantae; Streptophyta; Magnoliopsida; Fabales; Fabaceae
Exons: 4
Coding region: 108-2417 (769 amino acids)
Source: RefSeq, a predicted model, not a curated record
CUCAUUUUAAAAACUUUUCCACCACACUACCUCCAACCAUAAACACACACUACCUCUUCAAAACCCCAUUCAUUCAUUCAUCUGCAACCAAAACCCUAAACCGCGCCAUGCACCCUCACUCCUCCUACACCUUCGAUUCCCUUUCCAAAUCGCAGGAACUAUCCUCGGCCAUCCAAUCCGCCAACAACCCUUCCCAAAUAGCAUCUGCCUGCGCCUCCAUCGACUCCUUCCUGCACUCUCACUCACCCGACCAAUCCCGCCAUUUCUUCUCCAUCGCCUUCCCAACCCUAAUCUCCAAGCUCUUCGGCUUUGACGACCCCUCUUCCGCCAAUGCCUGGAUCCACCACCGCCACUCCCACGACCUCGCCCCGACCCUCUUCUCCCUCCUCUCCCCCACCGGCACCCUAGCCUCCGCCAUCGCCGCUGUCGACCGCCUCUCCCUCGUCAAGUACGUCUUCCCCGCCGAACGACUCCCUCAAUGGACCCGCUCCCUCCUCCUUAACAAAAGUAACGCCUCCGAUUCUCGGCCCCUCUCCGAUCUCUGUCCCUCCCUUUUCAAGCCCUCCCCUUCUCCAUCUCAAAUCCAGCUCAACGUCUUCGAAUACUUCUUUUUCUGGUUCGCCUACUACCCCGUUUCCAAGGCUAAAAUCGACAAUCCCAAUGCCGCUUCGCUUAAACGUCCUAAGAAAUUUAUUAGGCUAGAGGAUUGGACUUGGACGUCCUCAUUUCCUUGUUUCUCCGCCUCCAAACCAUCCCUCGAGGGUAAACCUCAAUGCGAUUUGUACACGCGUCUCCUCUGCGAGUAUCUACGCGCUUUCGUCCCAUCCUACGAUCUCAACGCCCACCAGCCCUACCGGUCCUCCAUUCUCCACUACGGCUCCGGCUACGACGCCUCCGUUGUGUCACGGGCUGAGUUUGUGGUCAACACUCUUAUCCAUUUCUGGCUCGUGGACAACGACUUCUCGCCGUUGCCGGUUACUCUUUGCCGGGAUCUUGGGGUGUCUUUUCCGGUCGGGGAGGCGCCUCCCGCGCCGGGGCUGGGAGAGGUGGUGAGGCUGUUCGUGAGCUACUUAAGUUUGAGCACUGUGGCAGCGUUUAGCGAGGGUGGUGGUGAGUGUGGAAGUCCCAGGUGGAGGGCUGUGGAGGGUCCCAAGAGCAAGGAUUUGGGGUCUGUGCGGUCUCUUUGUUGCUGGAACUUCUGUGUGCAGAGGCCUCUGUAUAGGUUCUUGUUGAGGACGUUUUUGUUUUGCCCUAUGGCUGCUUCGGUUAAGAAUGUGUCGCAAGUGUUGUCGGUUUGGAUUGGUUACUUGGAGCCUUGGUCAAUGAACGGGGACGAGUUUUUGAAAUUUGAUGCAAUUAACGGUGAGAAUAAGGAUAAUCCCGUGCCUGCAAGUGUGGGUCGGGGAUUCUCGCAUCAGUGGCGGGACUACGUUCUCUCUAAUUAUCUAUACUACAGUUCCUUGGUCAUGCAUUUCAUUGGGUUCGCUCACAGGUUUCUUCAUAGCGAUGUUGAAGUUAUAGUCCAGAUGGUGCUCAAGGUGUUAGAUACCUUGACAUCAUCAAAAGAGCUCGUUGACCUUUUGAAGUCUGUGGAUUCCCUUUUCCAUUCUAAACAGGUUGGAUCAGGCAAACCGAUGUUGAAUAACUUGUACAGAUAUGUUCCUACUAUCCGUGAACAGUUGCAGGAUUGGGAGGAUGGUUUAUGCGAGACUGAUGCUGAUGGCUCUUUUUUGCAUGAGAAUUGGAACAAAGAUUUGCGACUGUUUGCAGAUGGGGAGGAUGGUGGACAACAGCUCCUUCAGUUGUUUAUAAUGCGUGCAGAAGCUGAAUUACAAGCUAUAUCUGGUGAUAAUAUUAUACCCAGCCUUCAGUGCAUAGAUUCAUUGAAGGCAAGACUGGGUAGCUUAUUUGAUGGAAAGACUAUAAAGUUAUCACCAGCCUGUCAUGAACCAGUGCCACAUCAGCAAUCUCGUUAUGACAUUUUUAAGCCUAGAAUAGCUGGUAAUCAUGUAUUUGCAGAUGUUAAAUACAAAGGUGACUGGAUGAGACGUCCCAUUUCCAAUGAUGAAAUUGCAUGGCUUGCAAAAGUGCUUAUUAGGUUGUCUGAUUGGUUGAAUAAGAAUCUUGGACUGAAUCAGGCAGAGAGCAGUCAAAUAAGCUCGCCAGUCUCUUAUGUGGAGUUAUCAGCUGAUAUUGCCCAUGUAUGUGGACCUUCGGAGGCUCUGAAGGUCUUCUUUUGUACCAUUGGUUCUUGGUUUCUCUUUUUCGGUGCCGCAUCUUUGGGUUUCAUGCGAAAAUAUGGCCUGAGGGUGAACCUAAGGAUUCUGGCAUCCAAGAAAGUAGUAAUGAUUUUUGUUUUGUAUGUUGUUUUUGGCAUAUUGAAGAAAUUCGUACGAGCAUUCCAUAACUCGUAUUGAAGAUAAUAGAUGAAUAUACUAAGUGUAUAGAGAUGUGAAAAGUACAAAGAAUUUUUUUUUUUUUUAAUCAAGUUAUUGUGCAUAAGGUA